GGAUUGCUUUAAUUUGUUCCAAUUCAAACAAAGAUCAUGACAUCGUCAGCUAAUGCAAGAUCAAUUCAAUGCCUUGAGAACGAAGAAAAAGCAAAAUGUAUUGCAUUUUUAUGAUUCAUAAAAAAAAUUAUAAGUGAUCCGUUUCAGAACAAUAAAAUUCUUAACGGAAAUCAUAACAAAUUCACUUCAUUGAACAUUUAUGCAUGAAAGACACAAUAGACUACACAAAUAUCUAUCUACAAUCAAUGCGAUAUAAAGAUUAUCCAUCCACUUACAACUUCAGAGUAUACACAUAUCAUAUAUGCAUGUGCGUUUAGGUGAAGAAAUUAUUAAUAACAAAGCACAAUCCAAUCGUUAAGCUUUUGAGUAUCUCUAAACUGUCUAGAGUGGCACUGUUCUCCGAGACCUGCGAGCUAACAAUGAGUUUGGUUGUGCUUUUUAAGAGAGUGUCGAUUUUUGAAUCCGACGCCUUCACCGCCGUCGUCGUCAGACGACAACCAGCGAGAACGUCAACUAGACACACAUGUUUAUAAUUCUCCUCUUUUAGAAAAUUAAGAACAAGUUAGUCUUUCGUGAAUCUCCGCGCGUGGAUGAACUCUAUAUUUCCAUAUUGCUGCUCAAAAAGCAAGAAAAGAUUUCCAAAAUUAUUAUUAUAUUACUGCGCACCUAUAUGUGUUUGGUACAUCAUCGUCGUCGUCGGUUCUAUAAACAAACCAUCCCAAUAAUCGGAAAUAUUUAAACGAAGGUUAUUUUUUCUUAUUAUUUGUUUAAUUAUUUUUUAUUAAUAAACAAAAAAAAAAGACUGAAAUUCUGAUAAUACCCCAAGUCAGCCCAGUGUAUCAAAAUGUUUAAAAUUCAAAAGAUAUUUUGGAUUAUUACACGUGCUGACGUACUUGAUUAGAUUUGACUUGCAGUCUGGUGAGUGAAAUGAAGGCAAUGCGGUUUCAAAAAAGUUAUUGUGCCAAUUAUAAAUUUAAAAAUUCUUCUUCUUAAAUGCGGAAAAUAAAUGAUAUAUAUCUUCUGUUGAUUUUACAAAUAUGGAGAACUAACCUAUUUUAUUAAGUUGUUGAUUUCCUGAAAGGUUAUUUAUUUAUAUUUAUUUUGUUGUUGUUGUGUGUUUAAUGACUUAAGCUCAAUAGUCAUAAUAUUUGAUUGGUAAAGAAGGGUAAAGAAAGAAGUAGCUUUAGCGCUUAAAGCACGUAUAUAUGAAAUCUCCCCAUAAAAUUUUAUACUGACUGACGCGCCGCUAACUGAGAGACUGUGUUUUGUACCUUGGAACAACAGUGUUUCCGAAACGUGUGGAUCAUUUCUAAAAAUAUAAAAUUAAAUUAUCUACCGGGCAAAUAAGCAAUUUAUUUACUUUUGCGUAUAUGGAUGGAACAGAAACAUGUUUAUUUUUUUUUAUUCUUUUUUUGUUUCAUACAACAGAUUUUCAUCGGCAAGAAGUAUUGUUUUCGUGUUUAGUUUUGAAAAAAAAAAUGAAGUGUGAUUCUGUCAUUUGAUGUUUAUUUUUAAUCUUCGUCGUCCAAGAGAGUGAACAACAAACAAUCAUAGAUAUUUUAAACAACAACAAAAAUGAAAAAUAAUCUAAAUAAAAGCAAUCUUGUUGUUGCUGCCGCUGCUGCUAUUGCACAUAAACUAUUGCUUUAAAAUUUUUAAUCUCAAGUAAAAAAAAAAGAAACUUUUCAAAAAAAGUAAAAUACCUACAAAAAGGACAAAAGUUGUGAUAAAUUUAAUAUUUAAUUCAGUUUACAAACAAAAAUCAUUAAUAUGGGAUCAACGAAGAAAACCAAGUCUUCCGAUACUCUUGUUCGAUCGACUACUGAAUGCAGCAUACUAACUACGACCACAACCACGGCGACAUACCGCAGCAGUUCGACUUCUGCUAUGAUGGCAUCCGUCCGGCCUCAAACUUUAAAUGUUAACAACCCGCGAGAAGCACCAACAGUUGAAGCAAAAUAUUUUAUUGGUGAAGCAUUAAAUGCAUGGAGAGCCAAGGCAAGAUGCAAUGUAGUUCCAGCCGAACGUGUGCAAGAGUUAUUUCACGAGCUUCAAUUUAACCCGAGUGAAAGACAAAUUAGCGAAAUGUUACAAACGGCAAAGAUGUUUGCCCGAAAAGGCAGCCGCCAGUGGCAUGGAUUGACCUUUGGUGAAUUUUGUGUUCUUGCUGCAGAUUUAAAACGUUUUAGAACAUCCAGUUUUACACCGAUAAAUGAAAAAUUACACAUACUUAACGCUCGAGAUGAUGAAAAUGAUAUGGAUAGCAAUCCUGUGAGUUCAGGAAAUAGAACUCAAAGAUCACGUCACAAAAGUACAAAAGUAAAUGAUCAAAAUACAAAAUCCGAUCUAGAAAACAACUGCCCAUCAUCAAGUGCUCCUUCACCAAAUGACACUGGAACACCAGUUGAGGUUUUCUUAGGAGGUUCUUGUAAUCCAACAACAUGGAGAAAAGACGUUGCAAUACCAGCCCUUGAAUCACUUGGAAUUUCUUUCUAUAAUCCACAAGUAUCUGAUUGGACACCAGAUUUAAUUGAACUGGAACAUCGGGCCAAAGAGAAAGCAAGAGUACUAUUCUUUGUGAUGGAUUCAGAAACAAGAGCAUCUGCUGGCGCUAUUGAAGCAGCUCAUAUUGCUGGUCAGAAUUGUCAGCAAUUGGUAUUGGUGCUGCAUCCGUAUAAGCCAGAUCAAUUUAUACUUAAUGAACCUCUAUCGCACCAGGAAUACAUUGACUUGACGAGGAACCAACAAAUGCUGCGAGAACUAGUUACUCGAAGGGGCCUACCCGUAUUGGAUAAUAUCCCAUCGGGCUUGCAAAGAACUAAGGAAAUUUUAGCUGGAAUACGUGAUCCACCAUCAAAUAUUGCUUCGAUUUUGAUAGUAGUACGUGGAGCUUUUGAUAGAGUAAACGCAAUGAAAGAGCUUAUUUCAUUGGAACAAUGUCAACGGGCUCUUUCGAUCUUGGGCUAUGCCCAAAGUCUUUUGACAAUAGAAAAUCUUAAAAGCGUUAUUUUAUCACAGCGUGAAUCUUUAGAUAUGUCACCAUCAUCUUGUAUGGGGAUAGAAUCAUCAUCUCAGCCAGCCCCAUCGGCGUCGGCGGCAACAAGCAAUACGCCGCGUUGUAAAAAUUUUUUGAAAAAAGAAACGACUACAAAAAGAAACGAGUUUCAAAUAGAUUUCGAUCAAUUUUGUAUUUUGGCAGCUUAUCUGUCAGUAUUACAACAAGAGAUACAUGAAAGUGGAUGCAUAUCGCCAAUUAAAGGAACAAAUGUACCACCACCUCCAGUUUAUUUGGCUAACUUGCAAGGAUUUCACUGCCGUCCUGGAGACGAUAACAUCACGAUAAAUUUCUUUACAAAACAUGUCUUUAAGACAAGUAGUAGCACGAGUGUACCUGGUGGCGAAGAGCGUCAUAGUGAUAUUGGUGGCAGUCGUAAUAGAGACAGUGGAACCUCGUCUCCUCAACCUUCAGACUCAAUGAUGGGGGUAGUAGCUAAAUCACGCUCAACACAAAUUGCACAAUGCUCAAAAAUGCUCGUCAAUUACGAGCUUAUGAUGUCGAUUAACAGUAGUUGUAGUGAAAACAAUACCACAGAAGAGGAGAGUGAUUCAAAUGAUUCGGUAUUCUCAAGCAGUGACAGCUCAAUAAAUUCAAUCCACUGUAGUGGAGAUUCUGCAUUUUCGAGUUUUGAAAUACGCGAUGUGUAUUUAGGCGGAAGUUGCUUUUUGCGAACCAAAUGGCGACAAGAUUAUGCUAUGCCUUAUUUCAAAUCCAAGAAAAUAACGUUCCAUUUACCUGCCUUACACGAGAGUAUUCAGCCGUCCCAGCUUGAUUUACCGGACAAAUCAUUUGAGGAUUCGAAUUCCCAGGGAGGGAGAGGGAAACCAGUGGGCGAAAAGCUUAUUACUGGGCACUUGUUGCGGAAAAUGGAACGAGAAAAAGCACACAAUAGUUCACAUGAUUCCACAAACGACCAUGUUGAAUCAACGAACUGGCCGCUUAAUAUACGCCCGAAUCUCUAUAAUCCGUCAUUAAUGGAUUCAAGUCGAGUUCUUUUGUUCGUUAUAACCAACGAGACAAGGUCACUUGCACCAAUGACACUUGCAGCUCAUAGCAUCGGUCUCAUGUAUAAUGUUGUGCUAUGCGUACAAAUGCUCCCUGAAAAUUGCGUCUUAGGACAAGAAAAGUUAACUCCGACUGCAAUAAAAGACUACAAUCGAGGCAGAUCAUAUCUCAUUGAUUUGGCUAAACGACAAGGCGUUCCCGUUUUUAACGAUCUCAAAUCGGCGCUCGAGUGUACUGCAGAAAAGAUUAAAGCUUUAAAAUUCCAGAAAAAUUGUCAAACAAACGACAUUACCAGCGAGGAGAAGAAAGGCAUGUCUUGUCCCCAAUAAAAAAAAUUAAUGUUAUUCUUUCGUGAUAUUAAUAAAUCUAAAUGUGAGCAAUAGAUAAAAUAUUAUAUUUUACUAUUAGAUCACAUAUGAAUGAUGAAAACAGAAAAUUAGGUUAGGAAUCAAUGAAUAUUAUAAUUUAUUUUGUUAAUAUUAAAUCUUUUGUUAAUGUAUGUAUGUAAUAACCAAUUAGACAAAUUUUACUUACAUUGUAAAUCUUUGACACAAAAAACAAGAAAUCAAAAAACAAAAUUUUGGAAGCGAAUAUUUUAUUUAGUUAAUUUAAAAAUGAUUUAAAAUUAUUGUAAUGUGUAAUGAUGUGAGCGGAAGCAAUUUUUAUGU
Molecule: messenger RNA, 4731 nt
Organism: Episyrphus balteatus (marmalade hoverfly)
Lineage: Eukaryota; Metazoa; Arthropoda; Insecta; Diptera; Syrphidae
Gene: raw
Exons: 9
Coding region: 1771-4392 (873 amino acids)
Cellular component (GO): plasma membrane
Source: RefSeq, a predicted model, not a curated record